AUGCGAUUACAAUCCACUGGAGCUGCCUGGCUCCUGUCAGCCCUGGUUCCGAGCCUGACGACGGCACUCAGCCUCGACUGCGCACACAUCAACGUCGACAAGUACAAAUACGACCUCAGUCCCUUGGGCGGCGUCCACGAAAUCUACCAUGUCAACGAGACCGAUGGCUUUGUAACCAACACAACCUACGUGCUAAACAUUUGCAACAACCUCCACAAGGCCGCCAACCGUGGCGACGAUGGCAAGUGCGGACAAACCAAGCGCAUCUGCGGCUUCGUCAAUCGGCAUCCGGUGGACGGCAACGGCGCCACCCGCUUCGGUUUCCCGAUCGUGGGUCUCGACGACAUGGGCCACGGCUCUAUGGAGCCCGAGCUGACUCGUCUGGCCAAAUUGGACCCUGAGACCGAGGGUCUCCGUAUCAAGCUAGCUGGCGGAGAAUUCGCAGGGGAUGACAACGAGGCAAAGCCGAAGAAGGCUGGGGCCAUCAUCGAUUUCCAGUGCGACCCGGACCGGUCUGGACUGGAGGGUCUCGUCACCGAGGAGGAUAGCUCGGACGUGGACGAGAAGAAGCGCCGGGAUGAAGGUGACGAGAAGACUCAAAAGCGCAGCUUGCAGUUCAAGAGCUUCAAGCUGGACGACGAUGACACGUAUAUUCUGAAGCUGGACUGGCGAACGCGGUAUGCAUGUGACGACUACCAGCGCGGCAAGAUAAAUAACUCGAAUCACUGGGGAUUCUUCACGUGGAUGAUUAUCAUCCUCUUCCUCUGCGUUGCUGCCUACCUCAUCUUCGGCUCCUGGCUCAACUAUAACCGUUACGGUGCUCGCGGCUGGGACCUGCUCCCGCACGGCGACACCAUCCGCGAUGUCCCCUACAUCUUCCAGGACUGGUUCCGGCGGGUGGUCAAUACGCUGCAGGGGUCUGGGACGAGAGGUGGAUAUAGCGCUGUGUAA
Molecule: messenger RNA, 951 nt
Organism: Penicillium macrosclerotiorum
Lineage: Eukaryota; Fungi; Ascomycota; Eurotiomycetes; Eurotiales; Aspergillaceae
Product: autophagy-related protein 27
Exons: 3
Coding region: 1-951 (316 amino acids)
Source: RefSeq, a predicted model, not a curated record